UUCAUGCAGUUCCAACGGAGCAUUGCACAUCUGGUAUCUGUCUGUUCAGGAUCCAAGACAAAGGAAUGUUUUCUGCUACCAUCAAGAAGGAGCCAUAAAGGAAACAAUCAGUUAGAACAAGAACUAACAGAUCUUUGGGAAGUGCACUGACUCAAAGUACGAAGACCAACAGAACAACAGGCAGAAAGCAGCUCUCUGUUAUCCACACUGACGUGAAGCUCCUGUUCCUGAGGCUGCUGAGGACAACUCCUGUCUGUUUUCCCGGUGAAGCCAACAAUGGAUGGAGUGGUGAAGCAGGGCCGGACGAUUCACAAGGAGAAGGUCUCUUAUUGGACCCUGAAGGUCACCGUACUGAGAGCACGCCUGCACACCUCUGAAGAUUACUUUUCAAAUUCAGACUGCUACGUCACUUUCUUCCUUCCAACGGCAACAGCCAGGAAGUACCGCACCAGAACUGUGUCAAACACAAACCAGCCGGAGUGGAAGGAAACCUUCACCCUCCGGGUCCCCGUCCUGCUCAAAAAUGUUCUGGAGAUCCAGCUCCAUGAUGAGGAUCCCGUCACAUCUGACGACCACAUUUCAACAGUCCUGUUUGACCUGGGAAACCUGCGUGUUGGGGAAAAGGAGACCAAGGUGUUUGAGUUGAACUCUGAGACAAAUGAUAAACUUGUCAUGGAGUUCGAGCCCAUUCAGAGUGAUGAAGCCCCUCAGGAGUACAUCAGCAACGGCAUCAUCAUGGCUGCCCCGCUCUCUGUGCUGCAGUUCAGCAUGAGGAACCAUCAGAACAGUGACUGUCUGAAAGACAGGAUCCUGAAGGUGAGAGGGGCUUAUGAUGAAACCCAGAGAUUCAUUUCUGAGGGGACGGACCUGUGUUUCUACAUCAACCGAGACCUGGAGACUGAACUGGGAGUCCUGUCUGGUUCUGAAGAAGAUGAUGCUGAUGCUCCUCUGGAAUCUGCUGCCAACGUCCCGCCUCUCCCAGCUCGAUGCUCAGGGACGGCCACUCUUGCUAUUGACCAGAAAAAUGUGGUAUUGGACCUGCAAGCACAGCAGAGCCAGGAGGAGCAUCUUGCCGUUCGGCUAGAUAAUGAGCUCCCGGCGCAGGAGAGAGAGUUCCUGAUGAAGAGGAAGGCCUUGGUGAUGAAGGCUCUGGAGAAGACUCUGUCCCUCACCUCUCCACUCGACCCCAAGAAGGUUCCAACUAUAGCAGUGGCAUCUUCAGGCGGAGGCUCUCGAGCAAUGACGGGCUUUUUGGGAAGCCUGAGGGGUCUGAAGGAAAUAGGGGUCCUGGAUGCUGUCACUUACCUUACUGGUGUUUCUGGAUCCACCUGGGCAUUGUCUGCUCUGUAUCGGGAGGCAAACUGGUCACAGCAAGGCUUAAACAAAGUCAUCUCAUUUGAGAAAGAACAGAUGACAAAGAGCGUCCUGGAGGUCUUCUCACCCGAGAAGCUGCACUACUACAGAGAAGAAAUGGCAGAGAAAAAGGAGCAGGGACACAUUUCAUCCUUCAUUGAUUUUGCCGGACUGUUUGUUGAGCAACUUGUUUUUGGGGAGAAAGUCGAGAGUACCCUGUCUGAGCAGCAGAUGGCAGUGAAUGAAGGUCAAAACCCUUUACCAAUCUACGCUGCUGUCAAUAUGAAAGAGGACCUGCACGGCAGUGGAAGUGAAGCUGAGUGGUGUGAAUUUACCCCCUAUGAGGUCGGCUUUCACAAGUAUGGAGCGUUUGUCCAAACUGAGAACUUUGGAAGUGAGUUCUUCCUUGGUUAUAUCAUCAACAAACUCCCAGAGCUCCGCAUCGCAUAUCUUCUUGGAAUAUGGAGCAGUAACUUUGCUUUGUCCAUCACUCAGCUGUGGAAGUUCUUCACAGGUCGUGAAACUCCAUGGGGCGACCAGCUUAAAGCCAAAGUCAGAGUCACAGAAACGGACUCUGAACCUUCUGGUCUGGACACGGUGGUCAUUGACCCUGUAUCAGAUGUGACUGAUGGGGUGUCUGACUUUCUGCGGGAUGAAGUAGUAAUGGCAGAGAUGUUCAACUUCAUGCGUGGAUUCUCCCUGCGCUGGAACUACAAAGAAAACAGCAACUUCAACACGGACAAAGACUUACAUCCUGAUUCCAUCCCGAGUCGCCUGACGCCCAGCGACGCCUUUCUGCACCCAGUGGAUGCCGGUCAUUCCAUCAAGCAGGGCUGUGUGCCGGUCCUGAGGCCAGAGAGAGACGUGGACGUCAUCAUAUCUCUGGGUUUCCCGUGGGAUGGAGAGCGCUUCCUGAAGAUCCUGGAGGACACCGCUGUGUACUGUAAAGAACAUGACAUCCCGUUCCCCGACGCAGACUUUGCCGGUCUGGAAAAGGAGCCAUUACAGGAGGUCUACGUCUUUGAGGAUGAGGAGAACCCCAAGGCUCCCAUCGUGAUGCAUUUCCCACUCAUCAACCUCUCAUAUCAACAACAUAAAAAACCUGGUGUGAAACGAGAGACUGAGGAGGAAAUCCAGGCUGGGAAGGUGGAUGUGACCAGUGAAGAUUCUCCAUACACAACAAACAACUUCACCUACUCCCCGGAGGAUUAUGAUGCUCUCGGGGACUUGACCACCUACAACAUCUUAAACAACAAGGAGAAAAUCCAGGAGGUCCUCCGCAAGGCCCUGCAGAAGAAGGAGUCCAGUGUCUGAGUCCAGGACCAAGAAGAGCUCUUCACAUGAAACGGAAACACACAAUGUUUUUUGUUCUGCAUCCAGUUGACAAACUUAUUGUGAACUGGGUUGAAAAUAAGUAAAAUAUUAGUCUAAAUAAUCAUAUGAAGAAGUUGCUUAAUGAAUGAAAUUCAGUGUUGAGACAGUUUCCACAACUUGAUGCUCAUAAAUGACACAGAAUGCUGAAAGAGGGAAGCUGUGGUUGGAAUAUUAUAGUUAGCUUGUAGCAUGAUUGAGUUGGUUUGGGGAUUUGGGUUUUUUUCUUGAAUGAGACAUGAAGUUGUUGGAUGAUGUUUCAAAGUUCUUGUUAUUGAUGAAGAUGACCUUAUGGCAUCUGUUUAGCAGUUGUGGUUGGUAAUGUGCGUAUGUGAUGAGGGUUGAAGAACAUUUUAUUUAACUGGACAUUUGCCUGGUUUGCUUCUUUUAUGCCAACUGUAGUUUCAAUUAAAGGUUCUUUGACUUCAAAAGGACAAUGAACUCCCAAUCGCAUCACUUGUGAUUUAAGUUUUCCCUUAACACAAACUUUGCAUGAUCAACACUUCAAUUUCUAUAUUAAAGAUAUAAAAGUCUGGA
Molecule: messenger RNA, 3261 nt
Organism: Salarias fasciatus (jewelled blenny)
Lineage: Eukaryota; Metazoa; Chordata; Actinopteri; Blenniiformes; Blenniidae
Product: cytosolic phospholipase A2 zeta-like
Exons: 21
Coding region: 277-2667 (796 amino acids)
Biological process (GO): glycerophospholipid catabolic process
Cellular component (GO): cytosol
Molecular function (GO): calcium ion binding; calcium-dependent phospholipid binding
Source: RefSeq, a predicted model, not a curated record